Plenodomus lingam JN3 is the source of this 1167-nucleotide messenger RNA. RefSeq lists its product as uncharacterized. NCBI's taxonomy places the organism in Eukaryota, Fungi, Ascomycota, Dothideomycetes, Pleosporales, Leptosphaeriaceae. The record is from RefSeq and is a predicted model, not a curated record.
AUGGUAGGGGGCCCAGUACUACCUGCUAUUUCCGAGCUUCACCGACAUCCGGAUCCAACAUCACAGCCCCAGUUUCGGCCUCUAUACUCGGGGCAACCUGGGCCUGGACCUAUUCACCAAGGCCCCCAGGGUACUUCUGGAUCACCUCCUUCUACUCUCAAACGACAGGCCUCUCAAACCCCACUACCCGACGAAAGCCCAGCAAAAAAGCAAUCCAAAUGGACGCCAGAAGAGGAUAAUUUGACAAUCGAGCUGAGGGGUCAAGGUAUGAAAUGGGACGACAUCGCCAAACGACUGCCUGGAAGGAGUUCCAUCUCCUGCCGUUUACGCUAUCAGAACUACCUGGAAAAGCGAGCCAUUUGGGACGAGGAAAAGAAGAACAAGCUAGCACGACUCUACGCUCGCUUCAAGGACCAAAUGUGGCAGAAGGUGGCUACUGAGAUGGGGAUCCCCUGGCGAUCAGCCGAGUCCAUGCAUUGGCAGCUGGGCGAACAGGAAAUGAGCGCGCGAGCCAACGCCCCAGUCUUUCAGUUGCAUCCUUCUGCGACCGGUACAGGACUCAGCUCUCCAUCGCAGAUACCUGUCGUACCCGCUCCAGCUCCGCACAGUUUUACACCUGCGAACACCACACAGAUAAUGCCAAACCCGCCGCCGAUGCCGCCUCAACAUCGCCAGCCUCCCCCUCAAUCGUUGCCGCAGGGUCCAAUUCAUGGCUAUCAUCAUCGUUCAGACAGUGGAUCAGGUGAUGGUCGAAAGAGGAACAAUUCUUUCAGCCGGAGACGCGCAGACCCCCGGUCGCGCUCCAGUGUGCCACCUCACUUCAAUCAGCCGUUACCUCAAAUACAAGCGCAGUCUGAAGCAGACUUGAUAAGUGGAGCAAGAACUGCCCCUGCGCCAAUCCAAUCCACCGUCAAAAGAGAGGGUAACAUGCCUAGCUACAGUGACUUCUACCAAAAGCGAAGACACGAGGAAGAGGUUACAGGCUCACCAAGAAAAGAAAUGGAUACACGAAGUCAGGGUAUGAGGAGUCCGGAUAGGAUGUCACAGCGCAGUGGUACAGAAAGUGUCAAGAGCAUGAAGCGUGAGCCCGAGGAAGCAGAUCGAUCAUCGGCAAUGCCAUCUCCACCCCAUGCUUCUUAUGAUCGGCCCCCCUCGAGAGUCGUUUAA